This is a messenger RNA of Schistocerca piceifrons (Central American locust), 2499 nucleotides long. Its product is annotated as transmembrane protein 19. The transcript is spliced from 8 exons. NCBI's taxonomy places the organism in Eukaryota, Metazoa, Arthropoda, Insecta, Orthoptera, Acrididae. Gene Ontology annotation, cellular component: membrane. The coding region runs from base 114 to 1142 and encodes 342 amino acids. The record is from RefSeq and is a predicted model, not a curated record.
GUUUUCAAGUUUUGUUGUGCUUUAUGUGAUUAUGUCAGUUGUACACAAGGUCUAGAGAGUGGCUGUUGCAAAUCUGAUGUCACAGACUUAGUGCAGAAAGUUUGAUCUGCGGCAUGGAUGGUAAAAGGAAAAGAGCGUCAGGAACGAGUGUGGCGCCUGUUAUAAUUUGUGCGCUUGCUCUACCCUUGUCAAUGCUUCUGUGGAUUGGAAAUAUUGCCAUUUCGUUCUUCAUGUCCAGCGCGGAGAGCGAUCCAUACAGCGAUGAUGGUCCUGUGAUUCCUCCUACAAGAUGGCUUGCAUCAGUAGUGAUUCCACUGACAGUAGCUGCUUGGGGACUUCGUAGGAAGAGCUUGGACAGAAGUGGUGCUAUAUUGGGAGUAAUAGUUGGAUUUGUGCUGACAUUGACUAGUUACUGCUUCUUAGCAUGCCUGUUUACAUUUUUUGUGACAUCUUCAAAGGCUACAAAAUUCCGUUCUGAGAGGAAACGCAAACUGCAAGAUGAUUUCAAAGAAGGAGGCCAGAGAAAUUGGAUCCAAGUGCUAUGUAAUGGUGGCAUGGCAACACAACUAGCAUUGCUGUACCUUCUGGACUCUGGUUGUGGUGAGAGGCCUGUAGAUUUCCUCAGGGAUUAUCGUUCCUCGUGGCUAAGCCUUGGAGUGUUAGGGGCAUUUGCAUGCUGUAAUGGGGAUACUUGGGCUUCAGAAUUAGGAUCUGUAAUAGGUACUGCUGAACCAUUUCUCAUAACAUCCAGGAAGAAGGUUCCCAGAGGUACCAAUGGAGGCAUUACAAUUGCUGGACUUGUGUGUAGUCUGCUCGGUGGGACUGUUAUUGGCAUAGCCUACUACUUUACUGUCUUGUACACAGUGGAUCCAAGCAUCCUGGAAAAGAGUCCCUCUCAGCUGCCACUAAUUGCUGCAGGGGCUUUUGCUGGAUUAGCUGGAAGUAUUUUUGACUCAAUUUUGGGAGCUGUUUUUCAGUUUUCUGGUCUCGAUGAACGGACUGGAAUUGUGGUGGAACAUCCUGGCCCUGGUGUGAAGCACAUAAGUGGGUAUCAGUUGUUUGAUAACCACAGUGUUAAUCUUAUUUCAAGCAUUGUACUGGGACUUGUUACUCCUCCUGUAGGAAACUGGUUGUGGCCAUGACAGGAAGACAACUUUCCCCGGGCUCGUUUUGAGACUGAGUGAAAGGUGUCAUUGAAUUUGUCAAAGGAUGAAACUGACUUUCUGUGAGAAAGGCAUGGUUAUCAAGAAAAAAGAAGAAAAGAAAUUACAUUACAGAUUUGAAGUGUCUUUAAAAUCUAUCAGAACAAUGAGGAGAAGUCACAAAGGUAUCCAUUCCUAUGCCAUGUCAGCUUCAGAGGAACUGCUGCUUAGCAUUUUGAGUGAUAGUGACCCCAUCCAAGUGGUUAGUAAGAACAUUUGAACUUUGGACCUCUCUUAGUCUCACCUAACUCUUUCAGAAGUUCUUCUAAUUGCUUUUUAGGUCCAGUUUCUCUCCUUCCCAACAUAAUUAUUUUUGAUUACCUUUUCAGUUUUGCAUGUCCCUUGUAGCUAAUCAAGUAUUCAAACUUCAUGAGCAAACACUAACAAAGGCAGACCUUCAUCUCAGGAAACAGAAAAGCCAUUACUAUAUUACUUCAUACUGUCACCAAUUACUAAUGGGUGUCUCCAUGAAUGAUUCAUAUUUGAAGUGUGUAUAAUGUUACAUAACUAUGACAUCAAGUUAUUAAGCAUAUGUUUGACUAUCUUGUAUUAGAAAAAGCCAUUGUACAUUGCAAAAAACUUAAUGAAGUUCUGUGAUUACCUCAAAGUUGGAACACCAAAUUAAAAUCCCAUUCUAAAAAUUAUCCACUUAUUCUGUAAGCAUGUUUACUCUCCUAGUGUUUGUACUGUGCUGUUUUGUAUAUUUGUAUUUGCUGCUUCGAUGAUGUGGUGUUUUUUAGGGACCAGAACUUUUAUAUCAUCCAUUAUUUUUCUUAAUUAUUCUGAAAAACACUAGGUGGUGAUGUGCUCAUCUCAAGUAGAGAAAUGGAAAAUGUAAAAAAAACCUUCAUCAGAUAUUUACACAAUUGAUUAAGAAGGGAGCAUCUACUUUAAAUUUGGUUAUUUCAUUCAUAGCAAAAUGCUGUCAAUAGUGUGUUAAAUUCUGUAACAGCAGAAGAAUGGAAGUGCCUUGUGGUUACCUAUGCUUCAUCACAAGAAAGACAAAAUCCACUUUCUACAGUUUAUACUGGUUUACAAAAGACAUGUGCAAUAGCACAGAAUGAAUUAUCUAGUUUUAUAGGUGAUCAUGUGUACUAAUCAGUUUACUUACUUCAGUGACUAGCUCCAUGCAAAAGAAAUUCAGAGGAAUAAAUGUGAUGGUGGAAUGUGAUUGUAUUCAAAAUAUGUACAAUGUCUUUUGGCAUUCUAAUAGUUUGCUAGUCAUAUCUGUUGUUUUUAAAACUGUGCAGCUAUUUACAUUGUAAUUCUGCUUUUAGUGCACAGAAUUUUGUUUUAA